AACAACCCAGUGUAUAAAGUGCUGCAUGGCGUCGCGGCGCCCGAGCGUCGACCAGGAGGAGGCCCAGGCCUUGGAGGCCGCCGCGGGGCUCAAGUCCGUCGGCGCCAAGUUGGUUUGCAUCGACUUCGACGCCACGUUCGUCACGGUGCACACAGGUGGGUUGUGGUCUGACACCGCAGCCGCGUUGCGUAGCCAUGUGCGACGCUUCUUCGAGCUGCUGGUGCCGCUACUCUGCGAGUCCGGUGUGAAUGUGGCCAUCGUCACAUUCAGUCCACAAGUGCAACUUAUUCGAGAUGUAUUACAGUUAUGCUUCACUCCAGAAAUCACAGCCCAACUCGUGAUCCGCGGUGAUGACCGGACGUGGACCCUGACCCACGACCAGACCGGGACCUUCCUGCCGCUCUGGCAGACCGACGGCCGCCAUUUAGACCGCAAAUUCAAGCUCCCGUUCAUGAUCUCAGCUGCUCUCGAGGUGCAGAGACGAUCAGGCGGUCAGAGCGUCAUCCGUAACCGGGACACGGUCCUGGUGGACGACGAUGCGGUCAACAUUCGCGUCGCUAAUGACAGCGGCGUCGUUGGGGUCUACUUUGACCCAGAAGAGAGAGAUGAGGAGGCCUUUUGCAAGAGAAUCAGAAAAUUGCAAGGGUCAGAUCUGGAUCAGGCGUCACAGUCAUUGAGGACACCAAGCAAGAAGAUCAGAUCUGGAUCAAGUGUCAAAAUGGCCUCCAAGGAGCACAAAUUCUUGUCUACACGCAGCAAUGGAGCCAGGAGGAGACUCGGUGCUGCAUCUGGCAGUGGACGCACGCCCACGUUCAACAUGUGCACACCGUCGCCUGUGAUGAAACUCAAGUGCAGUGUGGACAUGGGCAAACCCAGAUCGAAGCGAGCGUCCAGGAUUCUAAGAAACUACAGUAGAGAAAUGGAGGCGGCUUUGCCCGUCGAGUCAGAGUCGUCGACGUUCUCCGUUGCAACUGUGUCUACUACGCCAACGAAGCAUCCAGCGUCGCUGCGUGAGCCUGCAGAGACUCAAGGAUUGCAGACGUCGCCUAUUGUGUACAAAAUGUAGACGGCGACUGGAUGAAACAUUGUAGAUAGAACAAGUAGGUAUGUAGUGAGUGCAGCAAGAGCUGUGCACACGCGAAGCUGGUUACGAUCCAGAGAGAGAGAGAGAGAAACCAGUCGUGUAAUGCAGUCUGAAGGAGGAGGAUCGUAGCGCUGUGUACCCAAUAGCGAUCCAUUAUCACCCCCGGAUUCAAAAUGAAAUCGACUUGAGCAUGCAUAUCCUUCCUGUACAUUGUGGCAUAAGGAAUAGUUAUGCAAAGUAGUUUUCGACGAUACAUCUAAAAAAAAAAAUGUCGGAG
Messenger RNA from Phytophthora nicotianae INRA-310, 1361 nucleotides. RefSeq lists its product as hypothetical. The coding region runs from base 26 to 1066 and encodes 346 amino acids. NCBI's taxonomy places the organism in Eukaryota, Oomycota, Peronosporomycetes, Peronosporales, Peronosporaceae. The transcript has a single exon. The record is from RefSeq and is a predicted model, not a curated record.